AUGCAGGAACAGGGUCCAGAUUUUAGAUCUCGUAUGUCAGCUUUCGUUAUCGCCGAAGCCUUGCUGAAACUCUACCAGAAGAAGAAGCUGUUCCCCUCCGGCAUGGAGUCCUCCAACCCUUUGGCCCAGAAAUGGGCGAUCAAGGAUCUCUCAGAUGGUGGAGAGUCCCAGGAAUCCUCGUCGUCCUCGGGUGCCUUGGAGGACCUCAUGAAGCUGACCCAGCAGAAGCCGGUUGAGGCCGAAACCAAGGUUUCGCAGGAUCGUUUGAAGUUCAUGAAGGAGAAGAAGGCCGAGGGUUACAGUAUGGAAAAAAUCAAUCGUGCUUGGAUCAAGAAGCUGAGGGAUGAGGAGGAUAAUGAAGCAGUUCAGGAUGAGCCGUUCUACCCUUCCUCCCAGUACAAGCCGAAGAAGAAGAAGGGCUCGAAGAAGGACUCGAAGACCCCCGAGAAGAAGAAGCCCGAAGAGAAAAAAAAGAAGACCAGCAAAGCAAAGCCACCGGUUGAAUCGUCCACGUAUCAACCUGGAACCUUUAAAGAUGCUCGCAAUGCUUUUAUGCAGAAGAAGAGGGCCAAAGGUUUCACGCACCUCGAGGCCUGUAAGGCAUGGAUGCUGUCCAAUCGUCGAGCUAACAUGCUCUCGGACCUCCCGGAGAACGAUGAAGGACUGCAUUCGUGGGGCACUAGAUCUGUUCAGAUUUCGAGCGGUUUUGCAGAGGACAUCGGAGCACUGCAGGAAGGUACUUGGAUCGACCCGAGCUGGUUUGGUGGACCUUCGACAGCGAUCCUGCCACCGCGGCCCCCGCCAGUGCCGGUGGUCGACUUGGCAUCGAUCCCGAAACCUCCGCCGGUGGCAGCUACAGCAGCUGCCGUGGAGCCCAUGGGCCUCGAUCACCUCGAGUACGCUGAGACGGCAGUUUCAGCAGAUGAGGCAGCAGAUCGAGAAGGAGGAGCAGGCUGUGCAGGCCGAGGGAUCGAGGCGAUCACGAUCGAGAUCGGGGCGAUCGAGAUCGAGGCGAUCGAGAUCGGGGCGAUCGAGAUCGAGGCGAUCGAGAUCAAGACGAUCGAGAUCAAGGCGAUCGAGAUCGAGGCGAUCGAGAUCAAGGCGAUCGAGAUCGAGGCGGCGAUCGAGAUCGAGGCGGCGAUCGAGAUCAAGGCGGCGAUCGAGAUCGAGGCGAUCCCGGAGGCGAUCGAGAUCGAGGCGAUCCCGGAGGCGAUCGAGAUCGAGGAGGAGGAGGAGGGUACGUAUCAGAGCCGUGUACACUAUUGCAAGUUAAUUGAAAAAGAUUGGUCGAUGCGAGCUGGUCGUGGUGAGGAUCUCAGCGAAGGUGAUAUCAUCAUGUGCAAGCUGAUCAAUUGGUGGUGCAGGGGCCUGACCCUAGAUAGCGAUGCCGAGGCUAAGUUUUGCCUCGAGCCGCCAAAGAAGGAGCCGAAGCUGUGGAAAGGUGCUUCGAAGCUGACACCUCCUAGGAGGGUCCGAGAAAAGUCAACCCCGGCGGGGGGCUCGGGGAUCAAGCGAUCUGCUGUAGAUCGUGACGGUGCAUGGGUAUAUGAAGGGCAUGCUCAUGAGAAUCAAAAGAAGAAGAACAAGAAGCAAAAGCAACCCAAGGAGGAGGAGAAAGAGGAGGAGCAUGAUGCAGUGCCAGCAACAAGCAACAAAAAGUCCAAGAAGGCAAAGAAGGAGAAAGCAAAGGAAAAUAAGGCUGCAAAGGUUUCCAUUGAUCAAAUGGACACCCAGGAGUGGGAUGCCGAGGAUACGGGGCCAUGGGCACAGGAGCUCGAAUGGGAUGAUGAGGUGCAGGCCGAAUGGGAGGCAUGGCGAGAGGAAUGCAGGCUCAUCAAGAUCAGUCAGCAGGAGGAAGACGAAGGCGACGUCGAUGGAGAGGCUUGGGAUCCGGAGGACUUCAUUCCUGAGAGCGACUGGUAUCACAUGGUGGUACCUUCAAGUAAGUUGCCACUGUGGGGAGGGUUGAGAAGUGAUUAUGAGUCUUCGCACUCGUCUGAUCAGCUCGAGGAGGUGCCGGAGAAAGUCGCCAAAGAUCCCGUACCGUCAACCGCGAAGGAGGUGCCGGAGAAAGUCGCCGAAGAUCCCGUACCGUCAACCGCGAUGGUCCUGCAUGAAAAGAAGGAUGAGAAGAUCACUUCGGCCACGCACCGCUCAAGCUGGAACAAGCUAUCGCAGCUUGCGGAGAGCGGCGAGUUCCCAUGCCUGGCUUCGGCCUGGUCUACUGCCGAUAGAAAGAAAAAGAACGAGCUACUUCGGAAGUAUGUGCUCUCCAAAGACCCCAAUCAGGUCGAAAGCGAGCUGCAAGUCACGAGUACCCAAGGCACUGGUAGCAGAAAGGUCAGGGUGUGCUUGACCCUCCGCCAGAUGAGAAAGAAGCCGUACUUCUUCCCCAAGGAGAAGUGUGAGUGGAUCGCACAGAACAGAAAAGGCAUCGAGGACGAAGACUUUCCAGGUGGUCCACUAAAGUAUUGGGUCAAUGUCAUGAUGGAAGCCGAAGACUACAAGAAGAACCAGUCCGAAGUCCGAUCCCGCUCCAAUAUGGACAUUCAGGAGGCGAUGCAGGUCCACCUCGCGAACAAGCCUGCUUUCGGCAAGAAGUCUGAUCGCACAGAGACGGUCGAUGAUGACGCUGACAGCGACGAAGAGCAGAAGCCCGAUGCUUUCGAGAAAGCCACAGCAGACAUGCGGUCCGCAUUCCAGAAACCUCUUCGAGAUGAUGAGCUUUUCGCAAAAGCCAAAAAGGCGAAGAUGGCGAUCCCCUGCUUGGCUCAGUAUGUCGUCACGCCUGUGCAUGUGCAUGCUGGGCAGAUCGAGUACCAGUCCUGGCCAUAUAUAAGUCCGAUAGAGUGGUUGGAAAAGUUGAUGAUGGACCAUCGAGAUGCCUUAGUACCAAGCCCCAGUGAGAUAAAGGAUUUCUGGAAAACGUGGCUCAAAGACCACCCCCUCGACGAAUUCCACGACGACAGCUGGCCGCUGGAGAGAAUCAUACCGCUACAAUUGUGGGGGGAUGAGGGUACCCUGAGGUCUAACUCUUGGCUCCUGGUGACUUUGCAAUCAGCCCUUGGCCCUCCUGAUGUGCGAAGUCUGUCACAGGCGAGCAGGUACCCUCUUUUCUCUUUCCCCGUGGAAGGUUAUGUGAAAGAUCCCGACACCAAUGUCAACAUGUCGCUGGACAUGUUGUUGGAAAAAAUUUCCUCGGACUUCAACAAGCUGCUUAGCGAGGGCUUCACAACGAAGCAUGGACAUUUUUUUGCCAGGCUAGUAACGCUGAAGGGCGACUGGAAAUGGCUAGUGCAGGCACUGAACCUGGUUAGAUCGCCGAGCUCCGACAUGAUAUGCCCAUUUUGUCAUGCCGGGAAAACGCACAUGCUCUUCACGAAUGUCCGAGAGGAUGCCCCGUGGGCAAACACACUUUUCUCUUCUGCACCUUGGCAGGUGUUCCCUAGUAUAAUGCGGAUCAAGUAUUUUCGCCUGGAGAUGGUUGUCUUCGACCUGAUGCACGUUUGGCAUUUGGGGUGUGGCAGAGAUAUCGCCGGCACGUGCAUUAAGGAGCUCACGAAAGCCAAAAUUUUUGUUGGUAGCAAGAUCGGUGAGAGGCUCCAAUCGGCAUAUCAAUCCUUGAGAUCCUGGGCUCGAGAACACAACAAAACAUUGGCCAUCAAAAGGUUUACGAAGGAGAAUGUGCAUUGGUACAGCGAUGCCUGCCCCGGAAUCCACUGCAAAGCUUCGGACACAGCUGUCAUCACGGCAUGGUUGGCAUGGCUUUUCCAGAACUUGAAUCAUGACUUGGUGUGGCCACUACCUGAAUUGCGAGAGAUUGUGCAACAUGCCGAGACCUGUAUAGGUACCAUGGUGCGAGCGGGUAGGUAUUUCACCCACAACGAGUGGGUCGACGUCGUAUCCUCGGGUCACUUGUUGGUUAAGCAGUGGUUUCGCUUGGCCAAGCAGGGUGUGGACAGGUCGCUUGUCUUUUUAGCAAAGGUAAGGCCGAAGGGGCAUGCCUUGCAACACAUGAUCCAGUUUCUUGAGCUGUCGGAGUCUCGCGAGAACCCGGCCUUUUACAGCUGCUGGAUGGACGAGGACUACGUGAAGAAGUUCCUGCGAGUCCAAAGAGUCUUGCACUACGGGACGAAGUGA
Messenger RNA from Symbiodinium sp. CCMP2592, 4140 nucleotides. The record is from the annotation of a GenBank genome assembly. Lineage: Eukaryota; Dinophyceae; Suessiales; Symbiodiniaceae.